AUGACUGAUCAUUGGCAAAAUCAUAGUAUAGUAAGUGCUCAAGUAAAAGAUGACGAUGAAACUCCCGAAGAUUGGGAAGCUGUAUUGGAAGAAAAACCUGAACAACCAAAAGUCGAAGAAAAACCAAAAGAAUCAACGAAAACAGUAACAACGACUAAAAAUAAGAUAAAUAAAAAAAAAUUGCAUGAUCAUGAAGAAUCUAAUAAAGUUCUUAUAAAAGAACCUGAUGGAGACUAUACACCAGAAGAACUUGAUAACAUACAAAAAAAAGGUGAACUACAACAAGAACAAGAUAAAUUAGAUAUGGUAUCUGAACUAGUUGAAAAAGAUGGUGAACAUCAUACAUUAGAUGAUCUGAAUCUAUUAACAAAAGAAGAGUUUCUUAAUUAUAGUUUUCGUUUAUAUAAUCGUCUUGAAACAUUAUCAAAAUCAGAAUUUUAUACUGAUUUUAUUGAUCAUUUUCUUAAUGGUAUAACAAAAUCAAUGUCAAUUGAAAAUAUUAAACAUUUACAAGCAACAUUACAAGCAAUUUAUUUACGUAAACAAAGUGAAGAACGUGAGAAAAAAGCUAAAUCAAAAACUAAAAAACAAAAUAAACCACAACUAAAAACUGGUCGACGAGCAGAUUUUGGUGCUUUUGGUGAUGAAGAAGAUGAUUUCGAACAGGAUGCUGAUUACGAAGAUGAUUUUAUGUAA
Rotaria sp. Silwood1 is the source of this 696-nucleotide messenger RNA. NCBI's taxonomy places the organism in Eukaryota, Metazoa, Rotifera, Eurotatoria, Philodinida, Philodinidae. The record is from the annotation of a GenBank genome assembly.